GCUGGGAGAGGCAGGCGGCCCGCGGAGGGCUGAACUCCUGCCUCGGGAACCUCCGGCGCGGCGGCUGCAAACGCGUCUCGCUCGCCCCGAGCCCCGGGGCAGCUGCUGCCUUUGUGCGUCUGCAGCGGGCUCGGCUCGGCUCGUCCCUCCUGCCCGGCGAGUGCGCGGCGGCCGGGCCGGGCUCCGUGGCGUGGGGCCCCGUCAGCGGGGAAGCUGCAGCCGAGAGACCGAACCUGCCGCUGCCCGAGGAGAGGAGCCGCCGGCCGGCCGGGGCAUGGCUGGGGCGCGCUCCGCUCAGGCUCCAGUCACAUUUGACGACGUCGCUGUGUAUUUCUCCGCGGAGGAGUGGGAGGAGCUAGCAGAAUGGCAGAAGGAGCUGUACAAGGACGUGAUGAGGGACAACUACAAGGCUUUGAUCUCCCUGGGUCAUGCUGCCACUAAACCUGACAUUAUCUGGCUGAUUGAACGUGGGGAAGAGCCGUGUGUCAAGGGUCACAAGGACUCUGGGAAUGGAAAAGCUUUUAACUUCUUCUCCCAUGCAAUAAAGAACAUCUGGAUUCUCUCUCCAUUGCAGCAGUUGCUGAGAUCAGGGGGAAGAAGGAGACUCAUCCGCAGGAGACUCUCAGGGAAUUGGAAGGGCCCAGGCUGUUAGAGCGUGGCCUCCAGAGCUCGGACAGGGAAUUAGUCUGUCAGGCUCAGUCCAGCUCAGAAGAUCAUCAGGAAAACUCUGCCAGAAGUGGAGUGGAGCCACCCCUUCCUUGGCAAAGCGGGCUCACUGCAGCCACCUGGCAACGCUGCUCCCUGGGAUGUGAGCAGGCGGCUUCCUUUGAACUCUCUGGGGGAUGCCUGCGUGUGGUUGAGGACAGGUUCUGGCCCUUGGACGUCCUUGCUCCCCAGCCAUUCACUCCUGCAGAGACUCUGUAUAAAUGUAUCCAGUGUGAGAAAUGGUUCACUCCCCCGCCAGCUGCUGGCGAUCACGGAGGGACGCCCCUGGGAGCAGAGCCCUCCAUUUGCCCCAAGUGCAAGGGGAGCCAUGGGGAGAGCUCUCAUCUUAGUGCAUGUCAGAGACUCCCCCC
Messenger RNA from Terrapene triunguis (Three-toed box turtle), 1076 nucleotides. Its product is annotated as protein ZNF783-like. The coding region runs from base 275 to 652 and encodes 125 amino acids. NCBI's taxonomy places the organism in Eukaryota, Metazoa, Chordata, Testudines, Emydidae. Gene Ontology annotation, biological process: regulation of DNA-templated transcription. The transcript is spliced from 4 exons. The record is from RefSeq and is a predicted model, not a curated record.